CGAUGGCGGCAACAGACCGCGCCGGGAGAUUGAUAUAAUAAUAAUAUUAUUUUUCGUGUGGUCAGUUUCCUAAACGUCGUUGUGCGUGUACGCAACUACGAACGUACGUACAUGCACUACCGUCUACCACUGUCCGUCAUCAUCUUCAAAAGUUCCUCCGUGGUUCCACUCCUCCUUGGUGACUACCCCUCGUAUAGUAAUAAUAAUAAUAAUAAUAAUCACAAUUAAUAAUAUUUUAUCGCCGCGGACAGUGCGUGGUGCGCGUAUGUGUUGGUUCUAUUGUGGUGCGCGUUUAGUAUUUUUCUUUUCACUUUUUUUUUGUAAUUUUUUGUCUGACGGACAAUUUUACUUGUGAAACAAUCAGUUCCUGCUGUCCAGCAAGACGCCACCUUUAUUUGUAAUCGCAGAUAAUGUUUUUGAUGUGCUGAGCUAAUUUGUGGAACAUUUGAUGACGACAGUUGCAGACUGUUAGUGUGUACGCGUGCAUGCACGUAUGUAUGUGUGUGUGUCGUCUGUUUGUGUCACCCGCGUGGAAUCAGUAAAGUUUUGACGUGAUCCGAUUACUUGAAAGCGAUAUACUACCAAUUGUACCUACACCGGUACUGCCACUGCCGCUACCGACAACUCCAUCAUGGAAGUGAUGGAUUCCGAUGCCAACACUGUGUUGCACUCGGUCACCAAUGGCGUGAACGUCGGUCCGCCACCUGUAGUCACCUGGCCCGGGAUGGACAAUGUUACAAACGCKUCCAUGUUCGACGAGUCAAAUCUGCCGUAUGAAAUGAAAUUCAACGAGGGCCACGUGGUUGCCAUAGUCACUUACAGCAUACUCAUGGUAGUCUCAGCCAUAGGCAACAUCACGGUGCUGACGAUCAUACUGAAACGCAGACGAAAGGCUGGCACGAGGAUACACGCUAUGCUCAUGCACCUGGCCAUCGCUGAUCUGUUGGUAACGUUUUUGAUGAUGCCGUUGGAGAUAAUGUGGGCAUGGACUGUGCAAUGGAUACUCGGUGACCCAUUAUGCCGUAUCAUGUCAUUUUUCCGAAUAUUUGGACUAUAUCUUUCCAGUUUCAUAUUGAUUUGUAUCAGCGUUGAUAGAUACUUGGCUGUUUUGCAGCCAAUGCGUUUAUAUCAAAUGGAUAGCAGGGGAAAGUUAAUGAUUGCAGUGGCUUGGAUUGCAUCAGUUAUUUGUAGCUUACCGCAGACUUACAUAUUUCACGUGGAACGACACCCUAAUGCCACAUGGUACGAACAGUGCGUCACUUAUAACGCUUUUUCGUCCAAAUUGCACGAGCUGGCUUACUUAUAUUUCGGCAUGUUCAUGAUGUACUGGUUGCCUCUAAUCGUUAUACUAUUCUGCUACGCUUCAAUCAUCAUUGAAAUAUAUAGAAGGUCCAGGGAAUCGAUUUGCGGCCAAGGUACAGAUAAUGUGCGCCGUCUGGGAUUUUUAGGACGUGCCAAAAGCAGAACAUUAAAAAUGACAAUCAUUAUUGUCAUAGUGUUUGUUGUGUGUUGGACUCCCUACUACAUUAUGGCUAUUUGGUACUGGACGGACCACAAGUCGGCGCAGAUGGUCGAUCAGAAGGUGCAGCACGCACUCUUCAUGUUCGCGUGCACCAAUUCGUGUAUGAACCCGAUCGUAUACGGAGCAUUCAAUAUACGCACCAGGAGGACGCUGGUGACCCAGGGUGUGGGAGAAUCUGUAGCCUCAGUAAGAGUGGUCACGUGGCAUAAAUUAACCAUGCGAUCAAAAGCUAAUCGAAAAUCUACUAUUGGAAACAAAGCGGCAUUGUUCAAAUCUACUCAGAACGGUAACACAAACGAUGACAUUUUGGUAAACGAAAACGUCACAGUUACCACGACGUUGUGCAACGACAACGAUAUUAACGAUAAGAAUACUUAA
Diuraphis noxia (Russian wheat aphid) is the source of this 1900-nucleotide messenger RNA. RefSeq names its product Adipokinetic hormone receptor (gene AkhR). NCBI's taxonomy places the organism in Eukaryota, Metazoa, Arthropoda, Insecta, Hemiptera, Aphididae. Gene Ontology annotation, biological process: G protein-coupled receptor signaling pathway; cellular response to hormone stimulus. Gene Ontology annotation, molecular function: peptide binding; adipokinetic hormone receptor activity; G protein-coupled receptor activity. The record is from RefSeq and is a predicted model, not a curated record. Gene Ontology annotation, cellular component: plasma membrane.